AUGGCCACUAUACUUUCUCGAGGACCAGGUCCCAAGGACCUCUCACGCCAGAUCCUCGAACAUCAAGCCCCGGAAUAUACCUUCGCGUUCACGCCUUUCCUCUUCCAAACCUAUCGCCAUGGCCUCUCACCAAACCGCCCAAUAUGUAAGGCAUAUUUGCAAGGGCACUGUCCGUUGGGAUCAGCUUGCCCAGACAAGCACACCUCUGCCAACAAUAACUCCAACUUCAACAAUCUGGUCUGCAAACAUUGGUUGAGGGGUCUGUGCAAGAAGGGCGAGAGCUGCGAGUUUUUACACGAAUACAAUCUACGUAAGAUGCCGGAGUGCAACUUCUUUGUACGCAAUGGUUAUUGCUCCAAUGGCGAUGAGUGUCUAUAUCUACACAUCGAUCCAAACUCUAAACUCCCGCCAUGCCCCCAUUAUGACAAGGGUUUUUGUCCCCUUGGUCCGAAUUGUUCCAAAAAGCACGUACGAAAGAUUCUCUGCGAGUUCUACUUGGCUGGAUUUUGUCCUGAUGGCAAGACAUGCAAGAAAGCACACCCACGCUGGCCGACAGAUUUGCCCAAGCCUACUGUCAGAGUGGAACGGGAUCCAGAGGAAGUCGCCGAAGAACAAAGAAUCUUAAGAGAGAAUGCGGAGCGUGAGGAGGAGCGAGAACGAGAGAAGUUCGGAGGCGGAGAAGGUGGUGGUAGAGGUCGUGGCCGCUGGCAUGGAGGAGGAGGAUUUGGUGGGGGAAGGGGACGAGGUGGUGGUGAUCAGAGGCGUCAAAGAGGGAGGGGUCAUUAUUGA
Glarea lozoyensis ATCC 20868 is the source of this 789-nucleotide messenger RNA. Its product is annotated as CCCH zinc finger. Gene Ontology annotation, molecular function: metal ion binding; RNA binding. The record is from RefSeq and is a predicted model, not a curated record. Bases 1 to 789 code for a protein of 262 amino acids. Lineage: Eukaryota; Fungi; Ascomycota; Leotiomycetes; Helotiales; Helotiaceae. The transcript has 2 exons.